GAGCGGCCAGAAGCCGGCUGCGGCCGGCCUGGGGACAGUGAUCCCGCGGGUGGGGACAGAGAACCCUAAGGGAAAGUGAGAGCAGGAGUUUGAUGGUGAGCGCAGGGAGCCUCACUCGCGGCUUUUACGCAGACUCCGGUCUCGGUUUCUUCUGGGCAGGCGGGGGCGAGUGUCCCGUCCGCUCUAGGGGACCAGCCAAGGCCACUGACCCUUAAGACUGCCGGAGUGCUCAGCACCUGUCCAGGGCUCCAGGGGAGGCUGUGGUCAUGGUGAGCGAAAGCCCCACCCAGGAGGAGCGCGAUGGCACCCCUGCACCGGAGUCCGCACCGCAGGCGGACCCCAGCGUCUCUAACCACCCCAGUGUGUCGGCCCAUCCCAGCGUCUCGGCCCACCCCAGCGUCUCCAUCCACCCCAGCGUCUCUGCCUACCCCAGCAGUUCGGCCCAUCCCAGUACCGUGGCCCAACCCAGUGGCUUGGCCCAACCCAGUGGCUCGGGCCCCGAGGACCUCAGCGUGAUCAAGGUGAGCCGGCGCCGCUGGGCCGUGGUCCUGGUGUUUAGCUGCUACUCCAUGUGCAACGCCUUUCAAUGGAUCCAGUACGGCUCCAUCAAUAACAUCUUCAUGAACUUCUACGGAGUCAGUGCCUUUGCCAUCGACUGGCUGUCCAUGUGCUACAUGCUGACCUACAUCCCUCUGCUCCUGCCGGUGGCCUGGCUGCUGGAGAAAUUCGGCCUGCGCACCAUCGCCCUCACCGGCUCGGCUCUCAACUGCCUGGGGGCCUGGGUGAAGCUGGGCAGUCUGCAGCCGCACCUCUUCCCCGUCACCGUGCUGGGCCAGGUCAUCUGCUCCGUGGCCCAGGUCUUCAUCCUGGGCAUGCCCUCUCGUAUCGCUUCCGUUUGGUUCGGUGCUAAUGAGGUUUCAACAGCCUGUUCCAUGGCUGUCUUCGGCAAUCAGCUUGGAAUUGCGAUUGGGUUCUUGGUCCCUCCUGUUUUGGUACCCAACAUCGAAGACCGGGAGAAGCUUGCCUACCACAUCAGCAUCAUGUUCUACAUAAUAGGAGGUGUGGCCACUCUACUUUUCAUCCUUGUCAUCAUCGUAUUCAAGGAGAAGCCUAAACAUCCUCCCAGCAGGGCCCAAUCCCUGAGCUAUGCCUUGUCAUCGCUUGAUGCUUCGUAUUUAAGUUCCAUCAUCCGGCUCUUCAAAAAUCUCAACUUUGUGCUGCUUGUCAUCACCUAUGGUCUGAAUGCUGGUGUUUUUUAUGCCUUGUCUACUCUGCUGAAUCGCAUGGUGAUCUUGCACUACCCGGGGGAAGAAGUGAAUGCUGGAAGAAUCGGCCUGACCAUCGUCAUUGCAGGAAUGCUCGGUGCUAUGAUCUCAGGCAUCUGGCUCGAUAGGUCCAAAACCUACAAGGAGACAACCCUGGCGGUGUAUAUCAUGACUCUGGUGGGCAUGGUGGUGUACACAUUGACUUUGAACCUGGGACACCUGUGGGUAGUGUUCAUCACUGCUGGCACAAUGGGCUUCUUUAUGACUGGCUAUCUCCCGCUGGGAUUCGAGUUUGCUGUGGAACUCACAUACCCAGAAUCUGAAGGCAUGUCAUCUGGCCUCCUCAACGUGUCUGCACAGGUAUUUGGGAUCAUCUUCACCAUCUCCCAGGGCCAGAUUAUUGAAAACUAUGGAACCAUGCCUGGGAACAUCUUCCUGUGUGUCUUCCUCACCCUUGGAGCAGCUCUCACUGCAUUCAUUAGGGCAGAUCUCCGGAGGCAGAAAGCAAACAAAGAAACUCCUGAGAAUAAACUCCAGGAGGAAGAAGAGAGUAAUACCAGCAAAGCACUCACCACUGCAUCGAAGGAUCACUUCUGAGGGAGAAAGGUGGUGGCGACUCAGGGAACACAGAGAACACCCCCACCACUUUGUUCAGCACAGUUCUCACUGCCAGCACAAAGGUCUUUGCUGGAGAAGCUUUUGGAGAGAACCGGCUAUAAGACUUGUGGCUUGGAUGGCUGUGACUAUGCCUCCCGGAAUCCACUCAAGAGCUCGGAUGACUUAGAUGGGGAAAACUGUACCUCUCACCAAACACAGAUUUGAUUCCUGCACCCUCCCCCUUUUAGGUCAUGGGAGCUGGUGUUGGGAGAGGCUGGUGGAGAAUACUGGAGUCAGUCCUAACUUGGUCCCUUGCUUUCCCUCUUCACCUCCAUCCCUCAUGGACAAUGCUUGCAAAAUUAUCACGGGAAGAAAGCUUAUUCAGAACAUUAACUUUUUCUAGUAUUUUAAGACCCUCAUGUGAAGCCCAGUUCUAAUGAGUGGCCCGCUGCUCUGCCUGAGAGUCAUUCUGGGUCAUCAGAGUGAUGGCUCUAGUUCUAUGGGAGAGGAAGCACCAUCAGAACAGCUCCAUCAGGACUCUUGGGCCUAAAUUCUCCUGGCCUACUGUUGGGGUCUGUCUCCAAACCCUCUUUUCUAAGAGCUGAUCAAACCAAACAUCAGUAAACUUGACAAAA
Molecule: messenger RNA, 2497 nt
Organism: Galeopterus variegatus (Sunda flying lemur)
Lineage: Eukaryota; Metazoa; Chordata; Mammalia; Dermoptera; Cynocephalidae
Gene: FLVCR2
Product: feline leukemia virus subgroup C cellular receptor family, member 2
Exons: 10
Coding region: 267-1862 (531 amino acids)
Biological process (GO): transmembrane transport; heme export
Cellular component (GO): membrane
Molecular function (GO): heme binding; heme transmembrane transporter activity
Source: RefSeq, a predicted model, not a curated record